Acanthoscelides obtectus is the source of this 984-nucleotide messenger RNA. The record is from the annotation of a GenBank genome assembly. NCBI's taxonomy places the organism in Eukaryota, Metazoa, Arthropoda, Insecta, Coleoptera, Chrysomelidae.
AUUACAUAUAAUAUUUUGCCCAGUCAGUUGUUUGACUGGAUUUGUUCCACCUUGGACGAAACUUGCUCUCAUUCGAAAGUAGCACAUUUCUACCGACUUUUUGCCGAACGUGGCAACGGUGUUUAACGGCAAGUGGUGGAUGCGUACACAGAAUUUACAAACAUCUGGUGUUUGUUGUUGUGCACAGUGAAUUUGUUGCCAGUAUUCAAAAGUGUUUUCAGGUUGUUUUAGCGGCAAUUAUAGCAUUGUUAUCAUUGAUAGACAAUUUUCAAAGACAAUGGGACGUCGGAAGUGCAUUCUUUGUGGAGUUAGCAGUGAAGAAACUGAGGCAACUUUCCACAGGUUUCCUAGUGAUAAGAAAAAGCAAGAAGAAUGGUGCACUAUCCUCAAUAUUGACAUAAAUGAUUUACCACUUCAUGCCUUUAUUUGCGCAAAUCAUUUUCACAAAAGUGAUUUAAUAGAAGGCAAAAGAACUCAACUAAAGCAUUCAGCAGUUCCAUCAGUAGAGCCUUUGAGGCAAACAGAGUAAGUCCUUAAUUAUAUUUAGUUAUUGGAUUAAAUGGAAUAUUUUGUUGCUAUACUUUUACUUAUCUAUAGAGUCAAAGAAACCAGAGAGCUGAAGUACCUUCUCACAUAUAAGUUAUCUCAAGAUCAUUUGGAAUUUUUCUUCAGUUGUAUAAGAAGCAAAGGAGGAUACAGCAAUAAUCCUACCUCGAAGCGGUUUCAGAAUAUUUUAAAAAAAUUAUUACUUCAUACUGAAAUAAGUGGCAAUGAAGCAUCCAAUGUCGUGGCAUUAGAUAGCACAUCCAUUUUGCACUGUUCAUCAUCAUCUUUAGAGAUCAAAAUUAGUGAGGAUAUGACCUCAUCAUCAAAGAGUAUAGAGGAAGAUGAAGAUUUUAUACAAUUUAAAAACUUUCUUCGAAUAAGUCCUUGGCAGCUUACACUGUAUCUGGAAGAUGUUGUUGCAUAUGUUGCAGGUUUUGU